Hipposideros armiger (great roundleaf bat) is the source of this 3468-nucleotide messenger RNA. It is a transcript of the gene PLAC8L1, whose product is annotated as PLAC8 like 1. The record is from RefSeq and is a predicted model, not a curated record. NCBI's taxonomy places the organism in Eukaryota, Metazoa, Chordata, Mammalia, Chiroptera, Hipposideridae. The transcript has 4 exons. Bases 2813 to 3352 code for a protein of 179 amino acids.
UUAACCAACUGAGCCAAUCGACUGGCCCCCUAGUUGAAUGCUUUAUCAUAGACUCAUUAAAGCUAAUCAUAAAAUGUUAGAGCUGAAAGAUCCCGUAGAGAUCAUCAAGUGCAAAUCAUCAUUGAUCUGCUGGUGCAGGCAGCAUAGCAUAGUAUGUGAUAGGCACUGACAUCAGACUAGCCAGGUUAGAGUUCCGUUUCUCCCAUUUGCCGCGUGGGUGACCUUGUCUAAUUACUCAGCCUAUUUCUCCAUCUAUAGAAUGCAACUACUAAUGGACCUACAUGCUAGGCUUAUUGUGAGAUGUUUAGAUGAAACAGUCGAAGAAAACCAAAAUCAUAGUGCCUGGCAAGUGGUAAUGUUACUUCAGAAAAGCUACUGAUGAUGAUGAUGAUGUGCCUUCAGUAAAUGUCAGGGAUGAAUAAUAAUAACAAUAAUAAAAACCAUCGAGGGUGUAUUGGCUUACGAUUCGUAUAGGCUGUAAUCAUGUCAUUUGUGUUGGUUCCUUUGGGGCAACUGUUUCAUAGUUUGCCCCCCUUUAGAUUCUUUUUCUGCCCCCUCAGUGUGCAUAGCUGUAGCUCUUCCCGCCUUGUGCAAUACCAUUGUAAUGAUGUACCGUAUUUUAUUUAGCCAUUCUCCGAGGGAUGGACAUUUAGGGUAUUUCUAAAAUUUUGAUAUUUUAUAGAAUCUGUAUAGAAUUAUAUAGCAAGUAACUUUGUGAAUAUGUGAUUUUACAUUUGUGGAGGUGUAUCUUAAAAGUAAAUUUCUAGAAAUGGGCUUGUAGUUCCAAGGAUAAAUGCACAUGUAGCUUCGAUCUGGGCAAGAUAGCAUUUUAGGCAGAGGGUCCAGCAGGUAUAAAGGCUCUGAGGUGGGGUCAUGUAGCUGGUGUGCUGAAGGAAUGAAUACCGAUGAGGCCACGUGAAGAAACAGGCCUAGAGCUAGACAGUGACCUGCCCGAGAUCCUAUACACUAGUGCCAGAGCCGAGUAGAACCCUGGCCUCCAUAUUUCCAGUCCAUUGCUACACUUACAAGCAAGGAAGGCAUGCGUGGAAAACAGGGUCAUAUUCAACCAAGGCCACUGUUCUCAGGGUUGUUAGGUCAGAGGAGGGAGAAGUUUAUAUGGACCAGAGUCAGGUGGGACUUCACACACGCGGUGGGAUGUGGAGGACAAUGAGGGCGAGGAGACAUUAUUUCUUUUGUAACUAGAUCUGUGGAGUGAUGUUUUGGCACGUUGGGAAUGUUCUGUUCCCAGUUUUUUACCUUAUGGUUUUAGUACGCCUUGAAGCUCCUUUCCUGAAUAAAUUAUGUUGGGGGCUCUGCAAAAUAGUGAUUUUUUUUUAAUGCUAUCUUUUCCAUAAAUAAUUGUCAUUCUUCUUUAAAGAACAUCAUUCCCUUUUAUUUCUUUCUCUUUUUCAUUUAAGGAGCUGCGUACCAUGUAGUUUAGUCACCUCAUACAAUAGAUGUUUGAUUAGAAAAGUUGGGUACAAAUGAAAUUUUAAAAUAUGGAAUCAGCUUUCAUGUAUAAUGGUUCUCCAGUGGAAUCUUACUGUAAAUCCUUUUUGCAAAGCGAGUAAUCACCUCUUAAUUUUUGUUAUUUUAUAAACUUGUAUUUUCAUGUAUAGCACAUUUAUUCAACACAUUAUUGAGUGCUUAUUAUGUUUCAAACACUGUGUUAAGAACUUGGAAUAGAGGUGGUAAGCCGAAGACGCAUGGCUGUCCUUCAUGUAGGAUGCGUUCUUACAGGUAAGAAGACAGUGAGAGUUGCCCAGAACCCAGUGAACGAAGGCAAUUAUGAAUUUAUACGCGAGGAAUCUUGAUUGGGGAGGUAUUACAUUGGCUUUUGCUAACAACCCCGCUCAAGAAAAUGCUUUGAAGUUCAGAACCCUAAACAAUCAUUCUCUCUGGGUCUGAUGAGCAGAAUAUGUAGUAUAUUUGGCAGUUACCUCCUGUUGUCCUUUUAAUGUAACAUUGAAUUAUGAUUGCAGACCCCUCCCCUCAGUGUACAACGUUGUCUAAUAUUUUUUCCUCUAAGGACACUUUCUCAGUGUUUCUGGCGUCCACACAUCCAUAAGGCAUGUCCUAAGAGGCAUAUUUCGGAGGCCCCUAAGAACCCGAAGAUUCAGAGCAGCAGGCAGACACUCAGCAGCCCAGCCCUGCCCGUUCACCAGGCUCCUUCCGUCUGGGCUGGGUAGGAAAGCAUCAGUGAAGGCCAUGAGAGAAUAGGAGAUUUCUAUACGUUCUGAAAAGCCUUAGAGGCUUGGGACAGCCCAGCAUAGCUCAAAAUUUAGGAGACCUAUCUUUCAUGAGAUGGAUUCAAGUAUGAUAUCUGGGCCGAAAGAUGUCUCUGUCCUUGCUUUCAGGUUAGUGAUGAGACUGUUUUCUUGCUGAAUUGGACCAGCCGACCUGGGGAUGACUUGUGGCCCUUGCUGCUUCUCAGCCACACUGCCUGGCAGAAAUCUGUAGGUUUCUGAGUCUCCUAAGGGAAGGUCAAGUGGCUCUUAGCUAGAUAAAUGUUUACUAGAGGGAUCCAAGAGCAAAGGGGUUUUCCACCAAAGAGAAGUUGUUUUCUUCAACUUCCACUCUAUCUUCAGCAGCAUCUCCCUUCAGAUCAGUAAGAUGGACACAGUUAGGUGUGGACCUGUCUUUAAAGAAAUAAGGUGUCUGUCAGUGACACUGCUGUGAUGUCAGAUUCCAGAAUAUCAAGAACAUUCUUUAGAACAGCUGUUUCGUUUUGGAUUGAACCCCAGUGUCGAAUCAGCCAUCCUAUUGUCAAAAUGAAAAGGAUUGCCCAAGUGACAAGAAAACCCCUGUCAUUAUGAGUUGUUGUAGAAGUUACGUCUCUAAGUUUCCCGAAGAUGUUUCCGUACUCAGCAUACACUCACCUCUGUUGCUUUCACUCAUGUCAUCUGAAGAUGAACAGCAUUUGAUUUCCAACUUGAGGAGCCACGCACCAGCCCAGGCUGUGGUGAAGCAGCCUGUCCGGGGAGCCAGUGGCAGGACCACACUCACGACCAUUGUCCAGACUGGCGGGGACUGGAGCACCGGCCUCUUCAGUGUCUGCAGAGAUAGGAGAAUUUGUUUCUGUGGUCUCUUUUGUCCGAUGUGUCUUGAGUGUGACGUCGCCAGGCAUUACGGAGAGUGUUUUUGUUGGCCGUUGUUACCUGGGUCCACCUUCGCACUGAGAGUUGGCACCAGAGAGAGACAUAAAAUGCGGGGCACGCUCUGCGAGGACUGGCUGGCGGUGCACUGCUGUUGGCCUUGUUCCAUCUGUCAGGUGGCCCGGGAACUCAAGAUGAGGACCUCCCAACUCUAUGAAAUCUCAUCAGCCCCUUCAACUAAGGACACCUUCAUUUGACAGCGCAGGAAAACUCUUCCUCACUCCCCUUUGCCCUCCUUUCAAACCCCUCUUAGUAGAGAUUGUUCUUAAGUUUUCACUGAAGUUGUAUGAAAAUAAAUGAUUCUCUCCCCCAG